Messenger RNA from Phytophthora nicotianae INRA-310, 3687 nucleotides. RefSeq lists its product as hypothetical. The transcript has a single exon. Bases 33 to 1490 code for a protein of 485 amino acids. The record is from RefSeq and is a predicted model, not a curated record. Gene Ontology annotation, cellular component: intracellular membrane-bounded organelle. NCBI's taxonomy places the organism in Eukaryota, Oomycota, Peronosporomycetes, Peronosporales, Peronosporaceae. Gene Ontology annotation, biological process: magnesium ion homeostasis.
GGACUUAACAGCCACCACCUGCUCCCCCGCUUAUGGCAUCCGAAGAAUGCGAGUAUUUUUCGCCAUCAUGUGACUCCACCUCGUUCUGGACCUACCUGUGCGUGUGCGUGCUGCUUGUAUGUGCAGCAGGCUUGAUGGCUGGUCUCACCAUGGGCCUCGUAUCGCUAGACAUGCUCAACGUUCGUAUCCUCGAGAUGGAGGGCACUGAAGUUGAGAAACAAUACGCUCGCAAUGUGCGCCCCGUGCUGGAGCGCCAUCACUUGCUGCUAGUCACGUUACUUAUCGUGAACGCCAGUGCCAACGAAGCACUCCCCAUUUUCUUGGACAAACUGGUGCCCGAGGGUGUGUCCAUUAUUCUUUCUGUCACAUGCGUGCUCAUGUUUGGCGAGAUCAUCCCAUCUGCCAUCUUCACAGGCCCCAACCAGCUCCGUAUCGCCGCUGCCUUGACCCCCGGUGUCAAGGUACUUAUGGCCGUCGUGUUCCCGAUUGCCUACCCCAUCAGCAAAUUACUAGACUGGUGGAUUGGAGCCGAUCACGACGCAGCUCAAUACAAACGUAACGAGCUAAAAGCUCUCGUGACACUUCAGCGUGAUAGCGAAGCUGUGCGACAGAGUUUCUUGGAGUCUCAAUUGAGCUCACAUAUUAGCAGUACUAGUAACAGCGUCCUGAUGUCUCCCAAUACAUUGCGAAAGCAACCGCUACUCAAGCCAGAACCGGAACUGGAAGUCGAAGUGGAGUUGGAAAUUGAGUCUCCGAAUCAACGUAAGCGCCGGCGUCAGCAAGCUUUGGCAAGUGGCACGCGACUUAACGUCGAUGAAGUCACCAUUAUCCACGGCGCACUGGAUCUCUCCUGUAAAACAGUGACGGAAGUUAUGAUUCCUAUGAGCGAGAUAUUCAUGCUGGAGAUUGAUACCAAGCUGAAUCACAAUACCAUGGCGGAUAUCCUGGCUUCAGGCCACAGUCGUAUCCCAGUGUACGAAACCCGUAGAUCGAAUAUUGUCGGCUUACUUUUCGUCAAGAAGCUCAUCGUGCUGGACCCCGAUGAUGCCCGUCUGAUUCGAGAUCUCGUGCUCCGAAAGCCCAUUCUUGUGCCACCUAGUGGAUCAUGUUACUCGAUGCUGAAUGAGUUCCAAAAAGGCCGCUCGCAUAUUGCUCUGGUCACCAAGGAAACAGAGCUUGUGGCAACUUGUUGGAGGAACAACAUGCCUAUUCCACCUCACGUUGCGUUCGAGGGUAUCGUGACUAUUGAAGAUGUGAUCGAAGAGCUCAUCCAGGAAGAAAUCGAGGACGAGAGCGACAAGUACGUGCAUGAUAUCGUCGACGUCUGGAAUACAAAGUCGCAGCAAUCACGUCUGCAAGCCGUGGCUUCUAAGACCUUCAUCACUAAGAAGCUCAAAAUGCUCGCAGACCGUGCGCGUCAACGCGUCAGAAACCGAAAUCAAGAUGCUCAGACUUCCAUCCAAGUCACGAUUGUAUCUGGAAGUGAAUGAACUACCGAUACGGUGCCACAGCUCUGCUGAAUCUGAGGCUCAUUGGAUUAAGUAAAUGUACGUGUACUGAAUGGCACCACUCAUAUCUCCUCUCUUUGUGUCUGCAAUUUCGUACUCACUAUCAACCAAAAUUACAGCGGAACAAAGUUGGUAUCCAGUGGCUGCCGAAGACGCUCCAGUGGGACUGAAAUGGGCGGUAAAUCGUCCGAAAACGAGUGACGACUCGUCUUAGGUGGGAACAGAUCGUCCGAAAGCGACAUAUCGAUCACCUCCUGCUUCGUAAGUGAGUCACGACCGCACUUUGGCCAGACAUCGACCGUAAUUGUGUCGUCCUCCAAAUAGUCCACCAGCACUACUGGCACGCACUGUAACUCGAGCUGAAGUCCCACAUUAUAGCGGUGGUGGCCGUCUAGGAUAGCUCCUGUGGCUCUGUCCACAAGUAGCGGCUCCAGAUACGCAUUCCAGCGCACAGUAGCGCGGCGGAGACCAUCAACGCGAUCCCAGCUCACAACGUGCUCGUGUGCCUUCAGCCAGCUCAGCAUUGCCAAAUGCACCCCCAAUUUCUUCGGUUGUCGCUGAGGACGAGCAUCAAAGUGAUACUUGUAGAAGUACGACGUCGGGUCUGCAAUACGCGUCAAGAAGAACUUCUGACGACGUUCCUUAUCAUCGGACAGCAGGUCUUCCAGCGUCGCAGCCUUCUGUCGACAGAAACUCGACGUCGGGUCAUUCUCUCGGAUAGCGUUAAAGAAAUCUUUCGGGUCGUAGGAUGGUCGUCUGAUGAGAUCCAUCCGUGUUGACUCGCGAAUACGAUCAACGGAGCGCAGACGGCCCCGGAACAGGCUUUUAGUCACUGAUGCAGCCAAGUUCUGAGCACCACAGAUCAAGAAAAUAGACACUUGCUGUAGACUGGGUUUGCGUUCCAGAGAGCGUAACGUUUCCGUCUGCAUCUCCUCGCUCGAUACUGUUGUCUGCUUCGUUAUUUCCUCAAUAGGAAGAGGCGGUUGACGCAGGACUGACAACGGAAUGGAAAUGGGCGGCAAGCUCUCAGUUAAUCUGUGGCGACUUGUCUUGGGAGGGAACACAUCCGGCGAUAGAGACAUCGCAAUAACCUCUUCCUUGGUUAAAUGCGAUCGUCCACAACCUGGCCAGACGUCCACGUGGAUCGUUUUGUCCCCCAAGUAGUCCACCAGCACCGCUGGAACCUGUUUGAGACGCAACUGUAGAGCCACAUUGUAGCGAUGGUGGCCAUCUAAGAUCGCACCGGUCUUGAUAUCGACCAGCAAAGGUUCCGUGUAUGCGUCCCACGAUAGUGUUGCCUUCCUGAGACCAUUGACUCGUUCCCAGCUCACGAUCUGUUCGUGAGGCUUCAGCCACUUGACAUCCACGAGUUGUACCUCUGCCUUCUGAGGAGCCAAGUGAUGGUAGUCGUCGUAGUGGAAGCGGUAGAAGUAUGACGUCGGGUCGGUCACGCGAGAUACAAAGAACUCUUGUACAGCAGAGUGAUCCUUAUGAGAACUGGACGAGUCCAGUAGUACCGAGUCGUCCUGCGUCUUUGGCAGCCAAAGAUGCUUCCUCGUCUUCCUGGAGUUUCGGAUUUCGUGAUCCAGACUCGACUGCGCGUCGCUGCAAACUUCCUCGGCGUCGGCCAGUCGGGAAGGUGCCACGUUGCGCAGCACGUCAUCAGCCACGUGUUUGCCCUUGAGAUAAAGACGCAUGGACACUUGGCGCAGUACAUCGCGUUUGCGGCGGCGCACGGGGGACGCAGCUACGAGCUUGUCCGGGUGAUCCACGACGAUGCGUUCCGGCGUGUCAAGUACAGGGACGUCCUUGGCCGUCACGCCUAGCAGCAUUUCCUCCGCUGCGUCUUCAGGCUGCUCCGUAGUCUCCUCUGUUCGCUUCAUCACCACCGGGGUCGCUUCCUGUCUAAGAGUUCACGUAUUCAAUCAACACGAAAAAAUGUCAGCUUUAAUCCGUUUUAUCGUCGUAAUUCCUCUUCCAGAGAGCGUAAAACGUCGGGGAAACCACCGUCCGUGGCGGGAGUGAGAGCUAAAGCGUACCCGAAGUGAGGGGGCAUCGCCUUAAACGCGCUUUAAUGCAGAGCACCACAGGAAGGAAGCGACCUUUGCUCCCCACGAGGCAAAUCUGGUUGUGACCAGGCGAGCUCUGCCGGGGUUCUGUAACAGCCGGGAAAAAUAGG